Molecule: messenger RNA, 2757 nt
Organism: Onychostoma macrolepis
Lineage: Eukaryota; Metazoa; Chordata; Actinopteri; Cypriniformes; Cyprinidae
Gene: purab
Product: purine-rich element binding protein Ab
Exons: 1
Coding region: 262-1095 (277 amino acids)
Biological process (GO): regulation of transcription by RNA polymerase II
Cellular component (GO): nucleus
Molecular function (GO): RNA polymerase II transcription regulatory region sequence-specific DNA binding; purine-rich negative regulatory element binding; DNA-binding transcription factor activity, RNA polymerase II-specific
Source: RefSeq, a predicted model, not a curated record
AAUGGUGGUAUACAUAUAAGAAUAAUAUAAUACGCUUUAGAUAAUUUCAGAAUGUCAUGUAACCAUCUAAAAAGUUUUUGUUUACUGUCUUUUUGCGGUUUAUCUGAUCCAAGUUGACGGCUGGUCGCGGAGGUUGCGUCGCCUCCUUCAGUGAGCGUCUCUGGCAGCAGAUCUCGCGAGAGUUCCGCGGUCGCUCGGCAGCAGUCGCUUUUGCAGCAGGGCUGAGGGAGACGGAGAGAGAAGGUGCGGGGAGGCUGCAUCAUGGCGGACAGAGACAGUGAAAGUGAGCACGGUGGAUUCGCCACAGGCCCCGGCCCGAUGCACCCGGGCGCCGCGUCGCGGCUCCAGCACGACACGGAGGAGCUCGCCUCGAAGCGGGUGGACAUCCAGAACAAACGCUUCUAUCUGGACGUGAAGCAGAACGCCAAAGGCCGCUUUCUGAAGAUAGCAGAGGUCGGGGCCGGGGGAAACAAGAGCCGCCUGACUCUCUCCAUGUCCGUCGCCGUGGAGUUCCGCGACUACCUAGGAGACUUCAUCGAGCACUACGCCCAGCUGGGCCCCAGCAACCCUGACACGGUGCAGGACGAGCCCAGGAGAGCGCUUAAGAGCGAGUUCCUGGUGCGCGAGAAUCGGAAGUACUACAUGGAUCUGAAGGAGAACCAGAGGGGGCGGUUUCUCCGGAUCCGACAGACCGUCAACCGCGGGCCCGGCCCGGGAGCCUCGCAAGGCCAGACCAUCGCGCUUCCCGCACAGGGACUCAUCGAGUUCCGCGACGCGCUGGCCAAACUCAUCGACGACUUCGGCGUGGACGAGGACCCCGCGGAGCUGCCCGAGGGCACGUCGCUGACGGUGGACAACAAGCGUUUCUUCUUCGACGUGGGCUCCAACAAGUACGGCGUCUUCAUGCGGGUCAGCGAGGUGAAGCCCACCUACCGCAACUCCAUCACGGUACCCUGCAAAGUGUGGUCCAAAUUCGGCACGACCUUCUGCAAGUACGCGGACGAGAUGAAGAAGAUCCAGGAGCGGAGCCGGGAGCGGAGGGCGCGCGAGAUGCUACCGGAGGGCCUGCACGAGGACGACGGGGACGAGGACUAAUGCAUCUAUGAGUGCACAGAACGAAUGACAUGAUAAUCAGACGUUACUGUAAUAUGGGAUCGAUCUACACACACACCACCCUCACAGACUCAAACAGUUGCAUCUCUUCACUCAUCGCCGGAAGUUACCCACUUACCCACCAUUUAACAGUAAGACGCUGCUAUCGACAACAUGAUGUAUGAACCGUGUCCAGGAUGGUGCAGGAGUGUGUGUAUAUCCCUCUUUACCCACGUGUGUGACACAUCCAAGCUCUUAUGCACUGCAAAAAUCCACUUGUUUUCCAAUACAAAUAUCUAAACAUCCUGACAGCUAUAUAUAUAUAUAUAUAUAUACACAUACACACACACAUACACAUACACACACACACACACACACACACACACACACACAUUUUUAUUAUUUUAAGUAAAAUCCAACAAUUUUAUUCAGAUCACUCAUGACACACAGCAAAGAAUGUCAAUACUUCGAAAUAAAUGAACAUGCCUAGUCAAUGGUAAAAUGACACUUUAUACAAAAACAUAUGAGUGGGGUCAGUUGUAAUACGAUUCAAUAUGCUUUCUAAACACUUCAGCACUGACAUCUGUCAAUCACGUUGCCAACUUGACAGCGGCCGCUUCAUGUGUAAAAACUGAUGACCUAAUGUGUUUUGCAGAUUUUAAAAUGUACUUUCAUAAUUAAAAAAGUACAAAGUGAUGUGAAAAUGCUGCUGAUAUUCAGCAUGCACAUUGGGGUUUUUAACGAGAGUGUGCAAAGUGAGUGACGUCACUGUGGCUUGUUGCUUAUUGGAGCAACUGACCCCACUCCUACAGUUCUGCUUGUCAAUUAGUAUGUAAAAUAUUUUAAAGAUGCUGUGUAUUUGACUGGAAAACAAGAUGGAAUUUUUUUUUUUUUGCAGUGUAAUACUAUUUCCAAAGGUGCAAAUUGAAAAAGAGGAAGAAAUAUAUAAUUAGUGCUCACUUGACUUCUAGCACAAAAGCUAUUAUUUAGGAACCGUUUGAACCAAAGGUUCAACAUGCAAACGAACAUCAGAAGUGUAGGAACAGUAAUGCGGGAGUGCUGUGAAUAUUUAAACAUGCACUAUUAUUAGAUUAUCCAAUUUAUAUAAAAGGACGUCACCCCUUCUGGUUCGACUUAAAAGGUGCACUUGGUCAUUUUUCCAUUAUUUAAACAGUUUUUCGCUGGUGGCAUCAUGGGGGACGCCAUGUUGAGAUCACACGACCAGCCAAUUAACAACAUAAAUGCAAUGUUAUUAGUCACUUUCAUUUGCAAAAUAAAUUUAUCAUGGCAGAAGAAGCUUCAUGUCUCACAUAAAUCAAAAAUGACAGAGUGCACCUUGAAAAGCAUAUGAGGAAAUCUAGAUAUGUUGUUUACUCAUUUGCGUUUUAACUCUAUACACAAAGCAAAUGAGAUUGUUUGUUUGCACGCGUCAUGCAAUGUGUGCUUCGGUAGCCGCACAGCGAAGGCAUUGCUAAAACAACCGGUUGACGUUUGUUCCUGUUAAAUACGAACCCUGUUGCACCAUUGCCCACUGACAUUUGGGCAGACCGUUUCAUUGAAGUGCUAACUUAGAUAUACAAACUAUGAUUUUGUGAAUCAGAUGUACUUAGAUCCUUAUGAAAUUGCCCACGUUUUCUGUGGGAAUUUUUCUUUAUUUUGUUUUUG